AUGGCAACAGAUGACAGCAUGGACGACGACGUAUUUGAAACACAAGACGAGGGUGGUCAUUUGAGGGUAGCAUCGAAACCAACGGAACCAAAGAGUAACACGCCUUCACCUACGGGUUACAGAAAUUAUCAACCACCAGCAGAGGUUCUAAAAUUGUGUCAGACUGAUAUUAUAGAUGACGUUGAACCAACAAUACACAAGACAAUCCUUCUGGGGGACAGUGGCGUAGGGAAGACCUCUCUGCUAGUAAAAUUCGAUACCGGAAAGUUCCAGUCCGGAAACUUCUCGGCCACCGUUGGAAUUGGGUUCACGGUUAUGCUGCUUGGAGAUUCUGGAGUAGGCAAGACUUGCAUCUUGAUGAGGUUCAGAGACGGCCUGUUUCUUUCUGGCAACUUCAUAUCGACUGUUGGCGUUGACUUCAGGACAAAAGUAGUUUCAGUCGACAACACCAAAGUGAAACUGCAAAUCUGGGACACCGCGGGACAGGAGAGGUUCAGGAGUGUGACACACGCGUAUUAUAGGGACGCUCACGCUCUUUUGUUGCUGUAUGACGUGACGAAUAAGACGAGCUUCGACAAUAUUCGGGCAUGGCUUGGUGAGAUACGGGAGUACGCGCAGGAUGACGUGGUCAUCAUGUUACUGGGUAAUAAAGCGGAUUGCGGGAACGAAAGGGCCGUGAGGCGGGAGGAUGGGGAGCGCCUGGCGAGGGAGUACAACGUGGCCUUCAUGGAAACUUCGGCGAAGAGCGGCCAAAACGUGGAACUCGCCUUCGUGGCUGUGGCAAGGGAAUUGAAGUACCGUCGAAAUGGGCAAAAGGACUGCAAUAAAUUUAAUGUACAAGACUACGUGAGAGAACAAACUCAAAAAUCACAGUGCCCACCAUGUACUACUUAAUAAACACCAAAGAGAUAAUAACACUCAACAAUUAGGCAAAGCGACCUUUCCAAAAGACAUUUAAUAGGGUACUGCCAGCCCUGUAGUUCAUUUUUAUGCACAAAAUAGAACCAAAUAACUUUAAUAUACCUACAUAGUAAUUAACACAUUUGGUUUGAGAUUUGUCAGUGUUUACGUUUACGUGAUAAAAUAUCUAGUCUAGUCUCAACAGAAUAAAAGUAAACACCAAGAUGCUAAAAAUUAAUUCGAGAUGUAAAGUGUUCUGCUACGUCGGUGUGCUUUUACCGGAUUUUAUGUAACUUUCAUAUCUUCAGGAUAUACCCAGUUACUACAUUGACUGACUUUAGCUUAAAGAGAAUAUAUAUUUAGAGGCUAUAUAUACUGUCACAUGUAAAUUUCCUAAAAUAA
Anoplophora glabripennis (Asian longhorned beetle) is the source of this 1302-nucleotide messenger RNA. RefSeq names its product ras-related protein Rab-37-like. Lineage: Eukaryota; Metazoa; Arthropoda; Insecta; Coleoptera; Cerambycidae. The transcript is spliced from 7 exons. The record is from RefSeq and is a predicted model, not a curated record. The coding region runs from base 1 to 894 and encodes 297 amino acids. Gene Ontology annotation, molecular function: GTPase activity; GTP binding. Gene Ontology annotation, cellular component: endosome; Golgi apparatus.